CCGCCAUCCACGCACAAGCAAAGAAGCAUGUCCCAUUUAAAUACACCCACGCAGCCCGAGCGCCCUUAGCCGCUCAGGGCGCGCAGCCCACACGCACCGCGCCUCGGGGCUUGGAGAUCCGCAGGUUGGGCUCCCGGACCCUGCAGACCCACGCGCGGAAGAUCGGAAUCCGGCGCUGUGGGGCCGGGGUGGGCGGGGGAGGCUGGGCCCGGGGCCUCUGGCGCGACACCCGCAUGAGGACGCGAGUGAAAUAGACCAAGGUGGAAUUUCCAAGGGAGAAGCUCCGGGGUGGUUUUGGUCCAUUUCUCCGGCGAAGUAGAAGACAUGGCGAGCGACUCCCCGGCUCGCAGCCUGGAUGAAAUCGAUCUCUCGGCUCUGAGGGACCCUGCAGGGAUCUUUGAAUUGGUGGAACUUGUUGGAAAUGGAACGUACGGGCAAGUUUAUAAGGGUCGUCAUGUCAAAACGGGCCAGCUUGCAGCCAUUAAGGUUAUGGACGUCACAGGGGAUGAAGAGGAAGAAAUUAAACAAGAAAUUAACAUGCUGAAGAAAUAUUCUCAUCACCGGAAUAUUGCUACGUACUAUGGUGCUUUUAUCAAAAAGAACCCACCAGGCAUGGAUGACCAACUUUGGUUGGUGAUGGAGUUUUGUGGCGCUGGCUCUGUCACUGACCUGAUCAAGAACACAAAAGGUAACACGUUGAAAGAGGAGUGGAUUGCAUACAUCUGCAGGGAGAUCUUACGGGGGCUGAGUCACCUGCACCAGCAUAAAGUGAUUCAUCGAGAUAUUAAAGGGCAAAAUGUCUUGCUGACUGAAAACGCGGAAGUUAAACUAGUGGACUUUGGUGUCAGUGCCCAGCUUGAUCGAACAGUGGGCAGGAGGAAUACCUUCAUUGGGACUCCCUACUGGAUGGCACCAGAAGUUAUUGCCUGUGACGAAAACCCAGAUGCAACAUAUGAUUUCAAGAGCGACUUGUGGUCCUUGGGAAUCACCGCCAUCGAGAUGGCAGAAGGUGCUCCUCCUCUCUGUGACAUGCACCCUAUGAGAGCUCUCUUCCUCAUCCCCCGGAACCCAGCGCCUCGGCUGAAGUCUAAGAAGUGGUCAAAAAAAUUCCAGUCAUUUAUUGAGAGCUGCUUGGUAAAGAAUCACAGCCAGCGACCAGCGACGGAACAACUGAUGAAGCAUCCGUUUAUACGAGACCAGCCUAAUGAGCGACAGGUCCGCAUUCAACUCAAGGACCAUAUUGACAGAACAAAGAAGAAGCGAGGAGAAAAAGAUGAGACAGAGUAUGAGUACAGCGGAAGUGAGGAGGAAGAGGAGGAAAACGACUCGGGAGAGCCCAGCUCCAUUCUGAACCUGCCGGGGGAGUCGACGCUGCGGCGGGACUUCCUGCGACUGCAGCUGGCCAACAAGGAGCGCUCGGAGGCGCUGCGGCGGCAGCAGCUGGAGCAGCAGCAGCGGGAGAACGAGGAACACAAGCGGCAGCUGCUGGCCGAGCGCCAGAAGCGCAUCGAGGAGCAGAAGGAGCAGCGGCGGCGGCUGGAGGAGCAACAAAGGCGAGAGAAGGAGCUGCGGAAGCAGCAGGAGAGGGAGCAGCGCCGGCACUACGAGGAGCAGAUGCGCCGGGAGGAGGAGAGGAGGCGCGCGGAGCACGAGCAGGAGUACAUCAGGCGACAGUUAGAGGAGGAGCAGAGACAGUUAGAGAUCUUGCAGCAGCAGCUACUGCAUGAACAAGCUCUACUUCUGGAAUAUAAGCGCAAACAAUUGGAAGAACAGAGACAAGCAGAAAGACUGCAGAGACAGCUCAAGCAAGAGAGAGACUACUUGGUUUCCCUGCAGCAUCAGCGGCAGGAGCAGAGGCCCGUGGAGAAGAAGCCACUGUACCAUUACAAAGAAGGCAUGAGUCCUAGUGAGAAGCCAGCAUGGGCCAAGGAGGUAGAAGAACGGUCAAGGCUCAACAGGCAGAGUUCACCCGCCAUGCCUCACAAAGUUGCCAACAGGAUAUCUGACCCAAACCUGCCCCCAAGGUCAGAGUCCUUCAGCAUUAGUGGGGUUCAGCCUGCUCGGACGCCCCCCAUGCUCAGACCAGUCGAUCCCCAGAUCCCACAUCUGGUGGCUGUAAAAUCCCAGGGACCUGCCUUGACAGCCUCCCAGUCAGUGCACGAGCAGCCCACAAAGGGCCUGUCUGGGUUCCAGGAGGCUCUGAACGUGACCUCUCACCGCGUCGAGAUGCCACGCCAGAAUUCAGAUCCCACCUCUGAAAACGCUCCUCUCCCCACUCGCAUUGAAAAGUUUGACCGAAGCUCUUGGUUACGACAGGAAGAAGACAUUCCACCAAAGGUGCCUCAAAGAACAACUUCUAUAUCCCCAGCAUUAGCCAGAAAGAAUUCUCCUGGGAAUGGCAGCGCUCUGGGACCGAGGCUAGGAUCUCAACCCAUCAGAGCAAGCAACCCUGAUCUCCGGAGAACCGAGCCUGUCUUGGAGAGCCCCUUGCAGAGAACCAGCAGUGGCAGUUCCUCCAGCUCCAGCACCCCCAGCUCCCAGCCCAGCUCCCAAGGAGGCUCCCAGCCUGGAUCGCAAGCGGGAUCCAGUGAACGUACCAGAGUUCGAGCCAACAGUAAAUCGGAAGGAUCACCUGUGCUCCCCCAUGAGCCUUCCAAGGUGAAACCAGAAGAAUCCAGGGACAUCACCCGGCCUAGUCGACCAGCUAGCUAUAAGAAAGCAAUAGACGAGGAUUUGACGGCAUUAGCCAAAGAACUAAGGGAACUCCGGAUUGAAGAAACAAACCGUCCGCUGAAGAAGGUGACAGAUUACUCCUCCUCCAGCGAGGAGUCAGAGAGUAGUGAAGAAGAGGAGGAGGACGGAGAGAGUGAGACCCACGAUGGGACCGUGGCUGUCAGCGACAUACCCAGGCUGAUACCAACAGGAGCUCCAGGGAGCAAUGAGUACAAUGUGGGAAUGGUCGGGACGCACGGGCUGGAGACCUCUCACGGGGACACUUUCAGCAGCAGUAUUUCAAGAGAAGGAACCUUGAUGAUUAGAGAGCCAUCUGGAGAGAAGAAGCGAUCUGGCCACAGCGACAGCAAUGGCUUCGCCGGCCACAUCAACCUCCCAGACCUGGUGCAGCAGAGCCACUCCCCAGCUGGGACUCCAACCGAGGGCCUGGGGCGUGUCUCCACCCAUUCCCAGGAGAUGGACUCUGGGACUGAAUACGGCAUGGGGAGCAGCACCAAAGCUUCCUUCACCCCCUUUGUGGACCCCAGAGUAUACCAGACGUCUCCCACUGAUGAAGAUGAAGAGGACGAGGAAUCCUCAGCCGCAGCUCUGUUUACUAGCGAACUUCUUAGGCAAGAACAGGCCAAACUCAAUGAAGCAAGAAAGAUUUCAGUGGUAAACGUAAACCCAACCAACAUUCGGCCUCAUAGCGACACACCAGAAAUCAGAAAAUACAAGAAACGAUUCAACUCAGAAAUACUUUGUGCAGCUCUGUGGGGUGUAAACCUUCUGGUGGGAACUGAAAACGGCCUGAUGCUUUUGGACCGAAGCGGGCAAGGCAAAGUCUAUAAUCUGAUCAACCGGAGGCGAUUUCAGCAGAUGGAUGUGCUAGAGGGACUGAAUGUCCUUGUGACCAUAUCAGGAAAGAAGAAUAAGCUACGAGUUUACUAUCUUUCAUGGUUAAGAAAUAGAAUACUACACAAUGACCCAGAAGUGGAAAAGAAACAAGGCUGGAUCACUGUUGGGGACUUGGAAGGCUGUAUACAUUACAAAGUUGUUAAAUAUGAAAGGAUCAAAUUCUUGGUGAUUGCCUUAAAGAAUGCUGUGGAGAUAUAUGCUUGGGCUCCUAAACCAUACCAUAAGUUCAUGGCAUUUAAGUCUUUUGCAGAUCUCCAGCACAAGCCUCUGCUAGUUGAUCUCACGGUAGAAGAAGGUCAAAGAUUAAAGGUUAUUUUUGGUUCACACACUGGUUUCCAUGUAAUUGAUGUUGAUUCAGGAAACUCCUAUGAUAUCUACAUACCAUCUCAUAUUCAGGGCAAUAUCACUCCUCAUGCUAUUGUCAUCUUGCCUAAAACAGAUGGGAUGGAGAUGCUUGUUUGCUAUGAGGAUGAGGGGGUGUAUGUAAACACCUACGGCCGGAUAACUAAAGAUGUGGUGCUCCAAUGGGGAGAAAUGCCCACGUCUGUGGCCUACAUUCAUUCCAAUCAGAUAAUGGGCUGGGGCGAGAAAGCUAUUGAGAUCCGGUCAGUGGAAACAGGACAUUUGGAUGGAGUAUUUAUGCAUAAGCGAGCUCAAAGGUUAAAGUUUCUAUGUGAAAGAAAUGAUAAGGUAUUUUUUGCAUCCGUGCGAUCUGGAGGAAGUAGCCAAGUGUUUUUCAUGACCCUCAACAGAAAUUCCAUGAUGAACUGGUAACAGAAGAGCACUUGGCACUUAUCUUCAUGGCGUUAUUUCUUAUUUAAAAGAACGUAACUCAUGUGGACUUAUGCCAGUCUAGAGGCAGACUCAGAAGGCUUGGUUGAACAUACCACUUUCCCCUUUUCCUCUCCCUCCACCGUUCCCAGUACAGUCCGUCUUUCAGUGUUGCAGCCUGGUUGAGAAGGAGAGAAAAAGGUGCAGGAAUUUCCAGGAGAUCCCCAAGAAUGCUGCGUUGUCUGUGGACAAAGAUGGACCAUGUGCCCUUCGGAGUUAGGGAUAGAAACAAAUAUUGUGUGCUCUUAUGAUUAAGCUGUGUUAUGGUGGGUUUUGACUUUUUUUUAACCUUUUUUCUUUACCCCCUUACUUUGUAAGACUGGGGAGAGAAUGCAUACUGAGAAAAUGAGUCUGUUUGUAAUUCUGUCUGCCUGCUAGCUUCAAGUAUGUGGUAUGUUGUAAAAUUUCCAGUGGUGAGAGACAGCACAAUAAAUGUACCUUAUCUCUUAAUGCGGAAGGCCAUAACUGCAUAGUGGGGUAAUUCAAGAACUCUCUUACCUUCACCAACUCAAGAGGUUGCUUUUCGAUAGCAACUGGCUAAUGAAUUUUUAAAAGAGAAGAAAAAUACUAGUUUUCCCCUCUUUUGGGAAAUAGAUUUUAAAUGGCUAAACUACUAGCCUUAGUCUAAUAAAAUCAGCUACCACUUUUGUGAGUCUGAUGGGCCAUAUUUUUAUAUGGCCCUUUACAGAAUGGAAUGUGUUGAAUGGGAUAUAAUGCCAGUGAGUUGAGUCGGCCUAGCAAUUGAGGGACACUUUCUCUCAGCUAUUAUAAAACAGAUCAUGGCAAAAGAUGGAAUGACAGAGGGGGUCAGACAGAAAGAGCUUCUGGGAAACAAGCUUACACACACACACACACACACACACACACACACACACAGUCUCUCUCUCUCUCUCUCUUUUUUACAUGCCCAAAGCCUCCCAGCUAAGAGGUCACUUGGUUUGAGCUUCACUAGGACAGAGACUUUGCUGAAUUCUUUCUGGUAAUUGGGGAGUGGAUGACAUCCAAGCUCUGGACAUUCCCAGCUCUCUCCUGAGGGUGCCACUUUCUCAAGAUGAAAACUGUGACUGAAAAAAAAAAUGAAUAAUACAUGUUUCUGAGCUGCCUGUGUUCUCCCUGGGUCCGUGAGAGAAGGGACUAGACUCCUGAGCCUGCCUCAAACACAGCAGGCAUCAUUGGCUCAGAUUUUAAAGAACUUGAAAGCAAGGCUUUGGCCAGAAUUCUGAGACCCUAAUCACUUUACCUUCCUCCAAAUUACCCAACAUACGGUAAACAACAUUUGUGCAGAGAUAUGUAUGUAUUUAGUUCAGGUUGACUUGUGUCCUUAUAAACUCUUACUCGAAUGAUUUGAACUUUUACGUGACUGUCUGGGAUUUUUUUUCCAAAGCUACAAGCAUGGCCACCUGUGGUAUCAAGGUGUUGCAAAAUGGUAUCUGUGUUGCUCUUCUUGUUUUAACCUACCUCGUUUUGUUUGUUUUUGUUUCACUGUUCAUCACAGCAGUGUUAUCUCCAGGAGACAUAUAGAGAGCUCAGCUGGCAAUCUCAGGUGUUUUCAAUAUUUUUAAAAGCGAACAGUAGUUGACCAAAUUGUUAAUUGGGAAAAAAAAUCCAAUGACAAAAACUAAUGUGGCUUGUUUCUGGAGAAAGUGAUUAUGGUAAACUGAUCAAAAAAAAAAAAUCUAUGAUCCUACUGAUUUUGCCUAAAUUCAUGAGCAGCUGAUGUACUAUUAAUGAGAACGAAAUACACAUUAGGAAAAUGGAGCCAUUUCAAUCUGGUGGUUUGGGCAAGGGGCGGGGGAAGAGAAGGGGAAAUAUUCUGGUUUAUAGAUUACAUGAUUAUUAUGCCCCUCUUGGAAAGGUGGUUGUCAUUUGCAUUUAUUUUUAGCAGGUAACACACUGAAAUGCAAUUGAGGAUUAUCUUCAGGCAAACCCCAAGAUGUCCUCUUCAUGGUCCCUUUAGCUCUCAAAAGCAAUGAAAUCCUCCCGUUCUCAUUUUUACUGCUGUGGUUGUGCUGCUGAUGUAUACUAUCUUCACAAAUUCCAUGCAACAAAUUCAGCAAUAACUUUUUUGGAUUGAAUUUAGCAACUACUGUGAUUGGAUGCUGACGUGGACAAAAUAUAUUGAUUUGGGUCUCAUCUCCAAAUGUGAUUGCCACCAGCUCUUUAUAUUGCUGCUGUGGUAUUUUAAACCAGAAGCUUCUUUAAAUUAUGUUGCAAACUGAUCUUUGUUUUUAUGUUUUGUUUUGUUUUUAUUUCUAAGUGAUAAGUUUGAAACACACAGCUUUAAAUGAUUUUUUUAUUGUGGGAUUUUGGGUACAGUUAAGAAAUAAAAGGGAAUCAUUGUGUUUAAACAUAAGGUAGCUUGUGAAUGUAUUUUUUAAAAUCUAGAUUCAUUGAAACAAAAAAAUCAUAAGAAAACAAUAUUAACGCAGUCUUGUUUACAGUAUGUACAGUGACAUAACAUAGAACAUGAGCUUUUCUGGUGCCAACAAUAAAACACAAACGUUAAACAUCAA
Messenger RNA from Cynocephalus volans (Philippine flying lemur), 6974 nucleotides. RefSeq names its product TRAF2 and NCK interacting kinase (gene TNIK). Gene Ontology annotation, molecular function: ATP binding; protein kinase activity. The record is from RefSeq and is a predicted model, not a curated record. The transcript is spliced from 33 exons. Bases 325 to 4404 code for a protein of 1359 amino acids. NCBI's taxonomy places the organism in Eukaryota, Metazoa, Chordata, Mammalia, Dermoptera, Cynocephalidae. Gene Ontology annotation, biological process: protein phosphorylation.